This is a messenger RNA of Populus trichocarpa (black cottonwood), 1386 nucleotides long. RefSeq lists its product as uncharacterized. The coding region runs from base 436 to 1071 and encodes 211 amino acids. The record is from RefSeq and is a predicted model, not a curated record. The transcript has 3 exons. Lineage: Eukaryota; Viridiplantae; Streptophyta; Magnoliopsida; Malpighiales; Salicaceae.
UUCCAGAUGGCUAAUGAAAUCUUCAAAGGCAAAGUAGCCACCGAAACCAAUAAUUGGAUCAAAUAUCAGCAACCUCUCCUCCCCUCCUCUAGAGGGAAAAAGAGAUAGCGAAAGGUAAGGAAAGAGUCAAGUUUUGAGCUCCCAAAAAGAGUUAACCUUCAUAUUUAUUACGUAACCGCCCUCGCAAUCCUUCUCCAUUCACUGCUGGUAGACAUAAAUAACCCCAAACCGCGUUCAAAACCAAACCUUCAAAAGCCCAUCAUUCCCCUCUCUCUCUACAUUUGUUUUAAUAAAAAUAAUAAAAGGAGGCAGAGAGAGAGAGACGAGAGAAUUUUAUUUUCCUUUUCCUUUUCAAUUAGCUAAUUGUACAAGAAAAGAAAGGAUAGGAGAAGGAUUACUACUAGUAGUAGAUCCGGCACCGGUUUGAAAGUUAUAAUGGAAGGAGUCGGGGCACGGCUGGGGAGGUCUUCCACUCGCUACGGGCCGGCCACGGUGUUCAGUGGGCCGGUGAGGAAGUGGAAGAAGAGAUGGGUCCAUGUCAACCCAUCAUCCAACCACAACAGCUUUCACUCUCAUCACCAUAACGCUACUACUAAUGCUGCUGCUGCUUCUUCUUCAGCCGCUAAUCAUUCGAGCUCUUCUAACGGUAAUAACGGCUCCCAUCUAUUGCUUUACAAGUGGACCGCUUUGUCUCAAUCCAACGGUUCCUCAUCUACUACUAACCACUUCAACGGUAAUAAUAUUAAUACUACUAACGAAAUUGCUAAUCUCUCCAAUGGCGACGUCACCGAGGAGCCUCCCAGGCGUAAAUUCAAAUACAUCCCGGUUGAUUUGCUAGAGAAACAGAAAAAAGAGGCUGAAGAACAAGAGGCAUCAGAAAAGUUUGAUGAUGAAUCGAAACCAAGUGAUACUGACCCUAAUGCUGCAGAGCCAGUUUCCAAGAGUGACAGUGCCGAUGAAAAACCUGACAUCAAUGAUGUACCCAUGGAAGAAAAUCAGGAUGGUAAUCAGGUGGUACGACAAGACCUGAAUGAAAGCACUUUGGAUUUGAGUCUAGGCCUGCUCUCUUGAUGGUGACUGAUUCAAAAGACCUGUCCAGAGAUGGGCAGUUGAAAAGAGUGAAAUAGAAUGGUGUUGAUACAUUGCGGAACCAUUUCUCAAGAUUAUUGACAUAUAGGAUUUUUACCAAAUGGUGUACUUUGUUGCGAAAUCGGAGACAAUUUUCCCUAUGAUCUAUUUGCCCGCCAGUUACUGAGGGAAAGGGUGUGAGUGGCAAAUGCAUUAACUUUUAGUUCAUUUGAAGACCUGUACUGUGCUGAUUGCAUCUUGUAAGAUGACGACAUCUAUUUUUUUAAUCAUUGAACAAUUGAUUUCCCCCCUUCUUUU